AUGCUACACAACACUACACCACACAAACGCUACACAACACUACACUACACAAACGCUACACAACACUACACUACACAACGCUACACAACACUACACCACACAACGCUACACAACACUACACUACACAACACUAAACCACACAACGCUACACAACACUACACUACACAACACUACACUACACAACACUACACAACACUACACUACACAACGCUACACUACACAACGCUACACAACGCUACACUACACAACGCUACACAAUACUACACCACACAACGCUACACAACACUACACUACACAACGCUACACAACACUACACUACACAACGCUACACAACGCUACACAACACUUCACUACACUUGA
Molecule: messenger RNA, 360 nt
Organism: Knipowitschia caucasica
Lineage: Eukaryota; Metazoa; Chordata; Actinopteri; Gobiiformes; Gobiidae
Source: the annotation of a GenBank genome assembly